Tarenaya hassleriana is the source of this 1759-nucleotide messenger RNA. Its product is annotated as ubiquitin carboxyl-terminal hydrolase 6-like. The record is from RefSeq and is a predicted model, not a curated record. The coding region runs from base 85 to 1527 and encodes 480 amino acids. Gene Ontology annotation, biological process: protein deubiquitination; regulation of proteasomal protein catabolic process; proteasome-mediated ubiquitin-dependent protein catabolic process. The transcript is spliced from 17 exons. NCBI's taxonomy places the organism in Eukaryota, Viridiplantae, Streptophyta, Magnoliopsida, Brassicales, Cleomaceae. Gene Ontology annotation, molecular function: protein binding; cysteine-type deubiquitinase activity; proteasome binding.
CGAGAAAGAAGGAAAGUAUCUAUUACCCUCUGUUGUUAGCCUCUCCCUCUCCCUCUCCCUCUCCCUCUCCCUCUCCCUUCAAACAUGCUGACAGUCAGCGUGAAGUGGCAAAAGAAGGUUCUCGAAGGUAUCGAGAUUGACACUAGUCAGCCUCCUUAUGUCUUCAAGGCUCAAUUGUAUGAUUUGACCGGAGUCCCUACAGAGCGACAAAAGAUCAUGGUCAAAGGUGGACUGCUAAAGGAUGAUGCAGAUUGGUCAACCAUAGGAGUAAAAAAUGGCCAAAAACUGAUGAUGAUGGGAACUGCAGAUGAAAUAGUGAAGGCUCCAGAGAAGGGCCCUGUUUUUGCGGAGGAUCUUCCUGAGGAAGAGCAAGUGACUAAUUUGGGUUACAGUGCUGGUCUAUUCAACCUUGGGAAUACCUGUUACAUGAACUCCACAAUACAGUGCUUAAAAUCUGUCCCAGAAUUGAAACAUGCUUUAUCCAAAUAUUCACUUGCUGGACGAAGCAGUGAUCUGGAUCAGACUGCUCACAUGCUCACAGUUGCUACACGUGAUCUAUUCAGUGAGCUUGAUAAAAGUGUCAAGGCCGUUGCACCUAUGCAAUUCUGGACAGUGUUACGUAAGAAAUACCCUCAGUUUGCCCAGUUACAUAACGGAAUCCACAUGCAGCAGGAUGCUGAAGAAUGUUGGACACAGCUGCUGUACACUCUUUCUCAGUCACUUAAAGCACCAAGUUCUAGUGAAGAUCCUGAUACUGUGAAGGGUCUUUUUGGUGUCAAUCUUCUGAGCAGGUUGCAUUGUCAAGAAAGUGGUGAAGAAAGCUCAGAGAUAGAAUCUGUCGACUCUCUUAAAUGCCAUAUAUCACAAGAGGUGAAUCAUUUGCAUGAAGGAUUAAAACACGGACUGAGAGGAGAACUUGAGAAAACAUCCCCUUCUCUGGGUCGUACUGCCCUUUUCAUUAAGGAAUCUCGUAUAGAUUCCUUGCCGAGGUACUUGACUGUUCAGUUUGUGCGUUUCUUCUGGAAAAGGGAAACCAAUCAGAAAGCAAAGAUUCUCCGGAAAGUGGACUAUCCUUUGGAGCUGGAUGUUUAUGAUCUCUGCUCUGAUGAUCUCCGGAAGAAACUGGAAGCUCCGCGCCAGAAACUUAGGGAUGAAGAAGGUAGAAAGCUUGGUCUGCAGACCAGUGCAAAGGAUAACGAUGUGAAAAUGACUGAUGCGGAGGGAUCAUCAAAUAAUGGAAGUGGAGAAUCAUCCACAGCUAAUCAAAUGGAAAGUGGUGCUACUUUAGAGAAGGAAGCUCAUAUGACGGGAAUAUAUGAUCUGGUCGCGGUGUUAACCCACAAAGGCCGGAGUGCAGACUCGGGCCAUUAUGUUGCUUGGGUCAAGCAAGAUAGUGGCAAGUGGGUUCAAUACGACGACGAUAGCCCCAGCCCUCAACGUGAAGAGGACAUCACCAAGCUCUCCGGUGGAGGUGAUUGGCAUAUGGCAUACAUCAUAAUGUACAAGGCACGCACCAUCUCCAAGUAAUCUUCUCAUCUUUCGUUGUUGUUUACUUCUUGGAAAACCCAGUGAGGUUUGAUGAACUCUUAUAGACUCUUAAAUCAGUUGGAAAAAAAUUCAUUUAUUUCUGACAUUUUCAUUCUUUCUCCUUUUUUUUUUCCAUUUCACUUUUAUAAAGACUUGAAGAAAUCUUGUUAUGUUUCUUUAGACUUUUCUUUCUGGCUUUUGAUUUUUUGGAGGUUCCAACCUUUUCAUUUUA